AUGGUUGCAAAACCGCUUGAUUUUAAUAAUGAAAAUGAGAAAUAUGAAGAAAGGAGUGUUAGUCGCAACUCUAAUAAUUCCAAUUCAAAGACUAUAUGUAAUGGAAAUUUUAAACGUGAUCCUUUACCUGUUGAUUGUUUUAAAAAACAUAUUAUUGAAAUUCUUAAUCAUCUAGAGGACACAGUUAUUUUUAUUGGAGAGACUGCCAGCGGAAAGAGUACACAAAUUCCUCAGUUCUGUUGCGAUGCUGGACUUUCUGAAAAUGGUCUUAUCGGUGUUACACAACCCAGACGAGUUGCUGCUAAAACAUUAGCUGAAAGAGUUGCAAGAGAAAUGGGAACUAAAGUUGGACAAUUGGUUGGUUAUAAAUUUCGUUUUGAAAACAAUUGUGGCAAUGAUACACGUAUUCUUUAUCAAACUGAAGGAAUUUUAUUACGUGAAGCUCAACAUGAUGCUAGACUUAAACGUUAUUCAACAAUUAUUGUAGAUGAAGUACACGAAAGAACAAUUAAUAUGGAUGUUUUGCUUUAUAUCCUUAAACAAGCACAGACUAACAGAAAAGAAAAGGAUGAGGCCCCACUUCGUUUAAUUCUUAUGUCUGCGACUAUGAAUCUACAAAAAUUACAAAAAUAUUUCCACAAAGCCGAAGCUUAUUAUGUUCGUGGAAGACAGCAUGUUGUUAAGCUUUUCAAUGCACCAAGUCUAAAAAUUAAUGAAAAUGACUAUUUAUUUAAUGCAAUCUCUACUGUUCUACAGUUACAUUUAACGGAGCCAAUAGAGUUGAGAUCAACCCAGAAUAUCGGCACCCGAAAUAUUGUGACCCCAAAUAUCGAUGACUCAAAAACCCAUUAUAUCGAUUGCCCUAAAUAUCAAACUCCAUAUGAUUAA
Meloidogyne enterolobii is the source of this 888-nucleotide messenger RNA. The record is from the annotation of a GenBank genome assembly. NCBI's taxonomy places the organism in Eukaryota, Metazoa, Nematoda, Chromadorea, Rhabditida, Meloidogynidae.